AUGGCGACCUCCGACCGACGAUCGUUCUCGCUUUCCCGAGUUACACAGUCCUCUCUCACGGAUGCCCCGGCCGAGAAGAAGACACCGCAGACGUUGACGGAAAAGAUUGUGCAGCGCCAUGCUGUCGGUCUUCCGGAGGGAAAGGUCGUUCGGAGCGGCGACUACGUACAGAUCGAGCCCUCCCGUUGCAUGUCUCACGACAACACCUGGCCUAUCGCCAAGAAAUUCAUGUCAAUGGGCGCUACUCGUAUCAAGGACCCGUCGCAGCUGGUUUUCGCUCUCGAUCACGACGUACAGAACAAGAGCGAGUCCAACCUGAAGAAGUAUGAGCAGAUUGAGGCAUUCGCGAAAGCGCACGGCGUUCCUUUCUUCCCCGCCGGCUACUCGAUCGGUCACCAAGUCAUGGUCGAAGAGCUCUUUGUCUGGCCAGGCAAGAUGUGCGUGGCUUCAGAUUCCCACAGCAAUACCUACGGUGCGCUCGCGAAUCUCGGCCUCGCUGUUGUUAGAGCAGACGCAGCAGGAAUCUGGGUUACCGGAAAGAGCUGGUUUCAGGUCCCUCCCGUUGCGAAGGUAACCUUUACCGGGACAUUGCCUUCAGGUGUCACUGGAAAAGACGUCAUCGUGGCGUUGUGUGGGUUAUUCAAGAGCGAUGUCCUGAACCACGCGGUUGAGUUUACCGGCUCCGAGGAGACAAUGGCCAGUCUCUCGAUUGACAAUAGAUUGACCAUCAGCAACAUGUCCACCGAAUGGUCUGCCUUGGCAGCGAUGUUCCCUAUGGACCAGACUCUAAAGCGCUGGCUACGGUACAAGGCCACAGAGGCAGCCAUGUUUCCGGACCGGACAACCAAAGAGCGGGUUACGCAUGAAAAGAUUGACGAGCUUUACGCCAACCCUGUUCAGCCUGACCCCGGAGCUCACUACGCCAAGCAACUCUACCUCAACCUCUCGACUCUUUCGCCUUACAUUUCGGGUCCUAACUCUGUCAAAAUCUCAACGCCACUGAGCGACCUUGCCCCCGAGAAAAUCAAGGUGGACAAGGCAUACAUUGUGUCUUGUACCAAUUCCCGCGCCUCCGAUCUCGCUGCAGCUGCCAAGGUCUUCCAAGACGCGGCGAAGGCCAAUGGUGGCAAGAUCCCUAAGAUUGCCGAGGGCGUCAAGCUUUAUGUUGCAGCAGCUUCGACUCGCGAGCAGGAGAUUGCAGAAGACGAAGGUAGCUGGCAGACUCUACUUGAGGCUGGGAGCAUCCCGCUCCCGGCUUCCUGCGGACCCUGCAUUGGACUGGGGACCGGCCUGUUGGAGGACGGCGAAGUGGGAAUAUCGGCCUCAAACCGGAACUUCAAGGGGCGUAUGGGGUCUCGCAAUGCUCUUGCCUAUCUUGCCAGCCCCGAGGUCGUGGCUGCUAGCGCGCUCAGCGGCGUCAUCUCGGGCACGGGUGUGUAUGAGGUCCCGGAAAACUACGCUGGCGUGGAGUUUGGUUACGGCACUGGUGCACCAGCGACCACGGAAAGCCAGCUCGGCAAUGUCUUGGAACAACUCGAAUCUCUCAUCGACCGGGCCGAGUCUUCCGUAGGCAACAGCGACGCAGAGACUACCACUACUCAGAUCCUUCCAGGCUUUCCUGAGAAGAUUAGCGGCGAGAUCGUAUUCUGCGAUGCUGACAACCUCGACACCGACAACAUUUACCCAGGGAAGUCUGCCACAAGCUCGGGAGAAGGUUCGCUGCUAACUAGCAAGGUACAGGAAAGUACACAUACCAGGACGACAUUACGACAGAGGGUAUGGCCAACGUCUGCAUGUCGAACUAUGAUCCGAAUUUCAAAGUCAUCACCAAACCCAACGAUAUCCUCGUCUCUGGAUUCAACUUUGGCUGUGGAUCCUCGAGAGAGCAAGCCGCGACCUCGAUCCUGGCCAAGCAGAUCCCGCUCGUUGUGGCAGGUAGCUUUGGAAGCAUCUUCUCCCGCAACAGCGUCAACAACGCGCUGCUGGGCUUGGAGGUCCCCCGUCUCAUUGAGCGCCUACGCGCCACUUUUGGCUCGGACAAAGUGCUCACACGUCGAACUCAGUGGACACUGA
This is a messenger RNA of Colletotrichum higginsianum IMI 349063, 2073 nucleotides long. RefSeq names its product Homoaconitase, mitochondrial. Gene Ontology annotation, molecular function: 4 iron, 4 sulfur cluster binding; homoaconitate hydratase activity. The transcript is spliced from 4 exons. The record is from RefSeq and is a predicted model, not a curated record. Gene Ontology annotation, biological process: L-lysine biosynthetic process. Lineage: Eukaryota; Fungi; Ascomycota; Sordariomycetes; Glomerellales; Glomerellaceae. The coding region runs from base 1 to 2073 and encodes 690 amino acids.